AUGAAGGCCCUGGUCGGGGCCCGCUCUAUUGUUACCCGGCUUUCAAAUUAUUCAUGCGGGUGUUCAUCAGCAGAUGGAGUCAAAAUCCGAACAGUUCCCGUUCCCGAGAUCUCUGACAACGAAAUCCUCGUUCGCGUACGAUCCGUCGCUCUCAAUCCAACAGACUUCAAUUACGUCGACAUUCUAUCGCCACGACGGGCCAUCAUCGGCUGUGAUUACUCGGGAACGGUAGUGAGAGUCGGUGAUAAAGCGCCUGGAUAUUGGCAGGUUGGAGAUAGAGUAGCUGGCUUUAUCCAUGAAGGACUAUACACCGACAGGGGCUCCUUUGCAGAGUACCUCAAGAUUCCUGGCGAUCUCGCAUGGAACAUUCCUCCAUCUGUGAGCGAUGAGGAGGCAGCCACGCUUGGAUUUUCUGCUUUCACCGCCAUGUUGGCCUUGAAUGCUCGCCUAGGUGUUCAUUGGUCUGACAGAGGCAAGAGUCAAGGACGGGCAGCUACCCCGAUUCUCAUUCAUUCUGGCUCAACGUUCGCGAGUCUUUUUGCUAUUCAGCUUGCGAAGCUCGCGGGCCUGAAGGUUGUGACAACAGCACCGCUACAAUGCCACGACCUUGUGAAAGAGUACGGUGCGGAUGACGUGUUUGACUGUCGAUCACCAACUGCUAUCGAAGAUAUUAUUCAAGUCUACCCUAACAUUGAAAGGGCAUUGGACUGUUUGUCAGAGGGGGUUUCGACCGCGUUCUGUGCUGAUAUCGUGCGCAAGAAUCGGGGAUGGGUGGUGACAACGUUGGAUACGGGAAAGAGGGACCUGAAUGGGGUCCGAGUUGACUUUGUGCGGGCCUCCUCAGUCGUCAAUGCCGAGUUCCAGUGGCCACGGCCAUUUGGGCCCAAAUCCCGUACAGUGCCAUCCGACAACGAAGCUUUGUGCCGAUUCUAUGCCACAUUACCGGAACUUUCCCAGAAACUGAAGCCACCACCAUUGAAGACGGUCAAUGUUGGCUUAAACAGCAUGAGAGCAGCACUUGAUAUGCUUCGUCAAGGGAAGUUUUCGGGUACUAAGUUGGUUGCAAAUCUUGCAUGA
Penicillium canariense is the source of this 1077-nucleotide messenger RNA. RefSeq names its product zinc-binding alcohol dehydrogenase family protein. The record is from RefSeq and is a predicted model, not a curated record. Gene Ontology annotation, molecular function: oxidoreductase activity, acting on NAD(P)H. The transcript has a single exon. NCBI's taxonomy places the organism in Eukaryota, Fungi, Ascomycota, Eurotiomycetes, Eurotiales, Aspergillaceae. Bases 1 to 1077 code for a protein of 358 amino acids.